AUGGAGAAUUACAGAACAAAGGCACAAGAAUCGGAUGUUUCUGACAAUGAGGAAGAGGUGCUCCCAUUGAACUCUGACGAUGCUCCAAAUGAAGAGGAUGGUGAGCCUCCUGAGAAACGACCUGGUGGGAGUCUUUGGGGCGAUUCCCUUGUUGAGCAGGGUUUGUUGCAGAGAGGCUCCCGUAUCGCGUUGGAGAAGCAGAGAGAGUUGCGAGUGCCACGUGGAGUCGAAUCAUAUCAGGUCCCAUCUUCGUUCACUCGGGUCGAAAAGAAAGACUUUGAAUCGUUUGUUCAACGUGAAGUACCAAUCAACUCGAGUGAAGACCCAUUUGGAGAUGCUCCUGUUGACUUAUCUGGAGAAACUGCGUUCUGCGAACGACUGUCUGAGGGCAGUUGGCUUCCUCGCGGUCGAAGUAUUAGGAACGAAUCGAAUCGAAGAGGACAAUCGUCAAGUCGAAACAAUCGAGGACGAGGUACUGGUCCUAAUGGGCAUUUUCACCGAGGACAGAGAGGGAGCAUUAGAAGUAGAGGUCGUGAUGGUGGAAACGGAUUAAAGCGGCCAUGGACAGGAAAAGUCACUGAUCCUGCCCAGCUGCUUCUAGCAUCGUAUUCGCUUGAAACUUUGAUGGCCGUUGAAUUUGCUUCCGAUAUUUCUGUGGAACAACUUGGAGACGAGAUGGCUAAGGCAAUGGGGGAGCGGGAUCCCAAAACUGUGAAGAGUAUUGUCCAAGUAUGCGGUGUUGAAAAGGCUAUUGCGUUGUUCGAGGAGACACGCAGUGUCGAAUCUCAGGGAGGAAUGAUGAUUGACAACGGGCAAAGGAGGCGAACUCCAGGUGGAGUCUUCAUUUCAUUGUUCAAAUUGGACCCAGAUAUUCCUGGAGACGUAAAGAAACGACUUUUUGAAGUCACAAAAACAGAGGCGCGAAGAGUGCUGCGCGCUCGAAGAAAAGGGCGAUCUGAUUUCUCGCAUGACGUAGCCAAGGUGGCUGAACUUAUAAAGAAAGAGAAAGGGAAGGAUAACACAGAAGAUACUCUGAAACCAUUACCUCAUGUGGAGCAGACCUUUCACCCAAAUAGUUCGUCUGUUGCUGGUGGCAGCGUAGUGCUAAACGAUCUCGGUGAUGCAGAGAUGGAAUCAUAA
Molecule: messenger RNA, 1140 nt
Organism: Necator americanus (New World hookworm)
Lineage: Eukaryota; Metazoa; Nematoda; Chromadorea; Rhabditida; Ancylostomatidae
Exons: 11
Coding region: 1-1140 (379 amino acids)
Biological process (GO): snRNA export from nucleus
Cellular component (GO): nucleus
Source: RefSeq, a predicted model, not a curated record